UAAAAUUUCAAUUUUUAAUUAAUCUGGGAGCAGCUUGGAGGAUACUAUGACGGUGGAAGAAAAUCCUAGAGCUAAAAGAAAAUCCGAAACUGAUCAGCGGGGUAAAUUCGAGUGCUCUAAAUGCAAGAACACUUUCAGCACCAAGAACAGCUGGAUAUAUCACGAGAAAUACCAGUGCGGAGUACCACCGAGGUACCAGUGCUCUUACUGUCCCUACAAGUCCCGCAAGUCUGCCAACGUGAAGAAACACUCGAUUAGAAUGCACAAAGGACGUGACCCAGUGAUUGUUCAACUCUGGAAGCCUGUUCUCAAAUCUGGAGAGUUUCCUUGUCCUAAUAAAAAUUGUGGGCGGGUUUAUAAGUUGACCGAUAGCUUGAAGUAUCAUUUGAAUUACGAGUGCGGGAAAAAAUUACCUACUAAAUUCAAGCGAUGCGAGUAAUUAGGCUCAUUGCAAGUUUGAUGUCAAGCUUUACUUGA
Molecule: messenger RNA, 477 nt
Organism: Cotesia glomerata
Lineage: Eukaryota; Metazoa; Arthropoda; Insecta; Hymenoptera; Braconidae
Product: zinc finger protein 878-like
Exons: 2
Coding region: 47-439 (130 amino acids)
Source: RefSeq, a predicted model, not a curated record